Fonsecaea pedrosoi CBS 271.37 is the source of this 819-nucleotide messenger RNA. RefSeq lists its product as uncharacterized. The record is from RefSeq and is a predicted model, not a curated record. NCBI's taxonomy places the organism in Eukaryota, Fungi, Ascomycota, Eurotiomycetes, Chaetothyriales, Herpotrichiellaceae. The transcript has 5 exons. The coding region runs from base 1 to 819 and encodes 272 amino acids.
AUGACCACCAGUACUAGUGCAUCCACUCCCACCAGUUCGACUUCGUCCCUGGCUACUGCUAGCACCACGACAUCAGCCGUGACAACAACGACAGCGACUAUUAAUACAUCUACUACCUCUACCUCUACGACGACUCCUACUACCACGAUCACGGAGACCACAGCGACAACGUCCACCACUACAACUACAACAGUAUACAACUACUACAACCACAAGCAGUUCCUCCGCAUGUCCUACAAGUGCCUGUCCAUCCUCGAGAACGGCGGUAUGUCCUCAGCGGUUUUCGACGUCAUAACUGACGGUAGCUUCGAAGACGUCUCCUCCGACUCGAUUGGAGCACUGGGAUCUACCAGCGGCGACUGGACAGUAUCUGGGAACGCAUUUUUCGACCAGAACAGCGGAACGGCUUCUGACACGCCUUUCGGGACGAAAUUUGUCUACUUCCGCGGCACCUCGACCGUGCCCGUCUCCCGCGUCUCUCAGAACCUGACGAACCUCAUCCCCAACACCUUCUACACCCUCACCUACGACUACGCCGUCCCCUUCGUGGACAACCCCAACAGCGGCCCCGCCUUUUCCACCUGCAGCCUCACCCUCCAGGUCGGCGACAGCGUCAAUCGGGAUCUUGUCGAUGUCUUUGGCAACACGGCGCAGACGGCCUGGGCGGAGGCGAUACCGCUGGACUUUGUGGCCGACUGUUCGGAGCUGGUGUUUUCGCUGAUCUGGGAUUGUUCGCAGGUGUUGCCGGGGAACGAGAUUGAUUUUGUCAUUGAUAACGUGGGCUUCACGGGCGGUCAGUGUGUGGCGGAGUCGGCUUGA